Molecule: messenger RNA, 4599 nt
Organism: Scheffersomyces coipomensis
Lineage: Eukaryota; Fungi; Ascomycota; Pichiomycetes; Serinales; Debaryomycetaceae
Gene: KEM1
Product: chromatin-binding exonuclease
Exons: 1
Coding region: 232-4551 (1439 amino acids)
Biological process (GO): nuclear-transcribed mRNA catabolic process
Molecular function (GO): 5'-3' exonuclease activity; nucleic acid binding
Source: RefSeq, a predicted model, not a curated record
AGCUUUCAUGCUAAAUUUCAUAUCUAUUUACAAAUCUCAUCAAACCAUCCAUCCUUGUUAAUCAUUAGACGAUUCAUCCAUAGUAACAGCAUAUACCUUUGAUAUAUCCCUUACCUUAGAUCCAAUUCAUUCCUAAUUACAUCCAUUAACAAUAGACAAUACUAUUCAGAAAAGGGAAUCGAUUUUUGAAAAAUUUAUAAAUAGAAAACUAGAUUUUUACAUAUAUAAACCAUGGGUAUUCCAAAAUUCUUCAGGUUCAUCUCAGAAAGAUGGCCGAUGAUCUCUCAGUUGAUUGAUGAGAAUCAAAUUCCUGAAUUUGAUAAUUUAUAUUUAGAUAUGAAUUCAAUUUUACAUACGUGUACUCAUUCUAAUGAUGGUAGUAUAACUCAUUUAAGUGAUGAUCAAAUGUAUGCUUCUAUUUUCCAAUAUAUCGAACAUUUAUUUGAAAUCAUUAAACCCAAUCAAACGUUUUAUAUGGCUAUUGAUGGAGUGGCUCCAAGAGCUAAAAUGAAUCAACAAAGAGCAAGAAGAUUCAGAACUGCUUAUGAAGCAGAAGGAAAUUUAAAAAAAGCCAUUGAAAAUGGUGAAGCUAUACCAAAGGAUGAUCCCUUUGAUUCAAAUUCUAUUACUCCAGGUACAGAAUUCAUGGCUAAAUUAACUGAUAAUUUAAAAUAUUUCAUUCAUAAAAAAAUCACUGAAGAUUCAAAUUGGGCUAAUAUUACCAUUGUAUUAAGUGGUCAUGAAGUACCUGGUGAAGGGGAACAUAAAAUUAUGGAAUACAUUAGAUCAGCAAGAUCUCAACCUGAAUAUGAUCCAAAUUCAAGACAUUGUAUUUAUGGUUUAGAUGCUGAUUUAAUUAUGUUGGGAUUAGUUAGUCAUGAUCCUCAUUUUGCUUUAUUAAGAGAAGAAGUUACAUUUGGACCAAAAAGAGGUUCAAGUGGUUCAAAAGAACUUAAUGAUCAAAAAUUCUAUUUAUUACAUUUAUCUUUAUUAAGAGAAUAUAUGGAAUUGGAAUUUACUGAUUUAAAAGAUCAAUUAACGUUUGAAUAUAACUUUGAUAGAUUAUUAGAUGAUUUUAUUUUAAUCAUGUACGUUAUUGGUAAUGAUUUCUUACCAAAUUUACCUGAUUUAUUUAUUAAUAAAGGUGCUUUCCCCUUAUUAAUUGCUACUUUCAAACAAACUUUAAAACAAUCUGAUGGUUAUAUUAAUGAAAAUGGGAAAAUUAAUUUAAGACGUUUAAAUAUUUGGUUACACUUUUUAGCUGAAUUUGAAUUAGAAAAUUUCGAAAAACAAGAAGUUGACGUUGAAUGGUUUAAUAAAAAAUUAGAUGAUAUCUCUAUAACUGGAGAAAAGAAACGUCAAAGAAUUGGAAAAUUAUUAAUUUUAAAAGAUGAAAAGAAAUUAAUUGGGUUUAUUCAACCUUGGUUAAUGGAAAUUUCAAAUAAUCCAGUAUCAAAAUUAAUUGAAUUAGAAAAUGAAGGUAAAUUAAAAACAUUACCAUUACAAAAAGAGGAAGUUGAAAAAUAUUUAGAUUUCCUUAAAAAAUUCUCUAUUGAAGCUGGUAUUCUUAUUAUUCAUUCUGUUUCUCAAGACACUUAUGAAGCAAAAUUAGAUAUUGAUGGUUUAAAUCCUUAUGAAUCUCCUGAAGAAACCGAAGAACGUGUUAGUGAUUUAAGAAGAGUCAUUAAAAAGUAUCAAUCUGCUAAUUUGAUUGAUACUGAAGAAUUAUUAAAAUCUACUAAAGAUAUCUAUAAUGAAAAGUUUUUAGAUUGGAAAGAUGAUUAUUAUAAGGAAAAAUUACAUUUCUCCAUUAGAGAUGAAGAUGAAAUUGUUAAAUUAACCAAGCAUUAUGUUGAAGGGUUACAAUGGGUAUUGUAUUAUUAUUAUCAAGGAGUUCCAUCAUGGAAUUGGUUUUAUAAAUACCAUUAUGCUCCAAGAAUUUCCGAUAUUUCCAUCGGUUUAGAAGCCUUAAUUGAAGAAGGUCAUGAAUUGACUUAUGAAAAAUCAACUCCAUUUAGACCAUUCGAACAAUUAAUGGCCGUUUUACCUGCUAGAUCAAAGAAAUUAAUGCCUUUAGUGUAUAGAGGUCUUAUGACUGAUGAACAUUCUCCAAUUAUAAAUUUCUAUCCUCAAGAAGUUGAUAUUGAUAUGAAUGGUAAGACUGCUAGUUGGGAAGCUGUUGUGUUAUUAGAUUUCGUUGAGGAAGAAAAAUUAAUUGCUGCUUUGAAACCAAUUGAAGCUAAGUUAACUCCUGAAGAAACUAAGAGAAACUCAUUUGGUCAUUUAAUUAGUUUUAUUCAUAAUCCUCAAAUCGAUUAUAUUUAUCAAUCCCCAUUACCAGGAUUCUUCGCUAAUAUUGAACAUGAUAACUGUUAUGAAGAAGAAUUUAAGUUACCCGAAGUGAAGGAUUUAAGAAUUGGUUUCAUAGAAGGUGCUAAAACUGGUAAAGAAUUAUUAGCUGGUUUCCCAUCUUUAUCUACCAUUCCAUUUGACGCUGAAUUAAGAGUUGGUGAGGUUAAAGUUUUCCAAUAUCCAUCUAAAUCUGAAUCAAUGAUUCUUACAGUUUCCAAUGUUUGGGAAGAUUUAUCAACUUUCCAAUUCAGUCAACAAUUUAUUAAUAAAUUAGUAUACAGUAAAUGGCCAUUCUUAAGAGAAUGUAAAAUCAUUAAAGUACAAGAUAGAGAAAAGAAAUAUAUCUCAAGCAAUAAAAAAGUUAUUGCUGUUGAUUUAAAUUCAGAUGAGAGUAAAGAUUUUAGAUCUGAAGUUUCCAACACCAAGUAUGUUUACGAAAAGACUAAAGGUGUUAUUUUAGAUAAGAUUGAAGUAUUGGUUUAUGUUCAACCUGUUAAUGGUUUAAUUAGAACUGCUAGAGGUGCUUACGUUAAGACAUUCUCCAAAGAUGUAGAAUGUUAUCCAAUACAAUUAAUUGUUAAAGAAGUCACUAACAAAGAUAAAAGGUUUGCUAGUAGACAACCAGUUCCAGUUGAAGAAGAAUUCCCAAUUGGAUCCCAAGUUGUAUUUUUGGGAGAUUUUGGUUAUGGUGCUCCAGCCCAUAUAGUUGGUCAUAAAGAUGAAACUCUUGGAAUUAGAAUUUCAAAGAUUUCCACUGUCUCAGAACCUUCGAUUGGUAAAGAUAGAUUGAAACUUGAAGAAAGAGAAUAUAAAUAUCUUUCUGCUUAUGAAGUGGCAAGAGCUUUAAGAAUAAAUUCAUUACUUCUUUCCAAAAUCACAAGUUCCUUUAUGGUCCAAAAUAGAAAUCAAAAUGUAAAUAUUGGUUUAGAAUUGAAAUUCGAAGGUAAAAGAUUGAAGGCUUUAGGUUAUGCUCGUAAAGAUGGUAGACAAUGGGAAUUUUCUCCAUUAGCCGUUGAUUUAAUCUCAAGAUAUCAAAAGAAAUUCCCUAAAUUAUUUGAUCAAUUGAGUAGAUUACAAGGACGUGAUAUUCCAAAAGCUGAUAGUAUUACUACUCCAGAAGAAUUAGCCGAAGUUAGAAAAUGGUUAAAGGAAGCCAAGCAAGAUAUAGUUUUAGCUUCAUUAGAAAGUGAAUCUUUAACUAAAUUCAGUUUCCAAGCUAUUGAAAACUAUAUGAUUAAUUUACCACCUUUGAAAUUUAUGAAUAGAGAUAUUAAAGGUGUUCCAAAGGAUGCUAUUUUAAAUCCAAGUGAUAGUUAUCAAUUAUUAGGUGAUCAAAAGUUUGACUUAGGUGAUCGUAUUAUUUACGUUCAAGAUUUUGGUAAAGUUCCAAUUUUAUCUAAGGGUACUAUUGUUGGAUUUACUACCAUUGGUUCAAAGACAUCUUUAACCAUUGUUUUCGAUCAUACUUUAUUAAGUGGUACCACUCUUGGUGGAAAAUUAAAAACAAACAGAGGUUUGAUUAUUGAUUCUUCAUUGGUUUUAAAUCUUACUAAUAAACAAUUUGUUUAUCACAGUAAAGCUUCAAAGGUUAGAAAACCAUUAAGUGAAGAAGAAAAGGCUAUUAGAGCUAAACACAAGCAAAUCAUUGAGGAAAAGAAACAAGCUGAACAGCAAAAGAAACAACAAGAUGCUAAAUCCAAACAAUCUAAUGAAAUCUUAUCUUUAUUAAGAAAGAAUGAACACAAACAAGUUUCUGAUAAUGAUAAGACUGAAGGAGAUGAAGAAGGAUUUAGAAACAGUCAAGCUAUUAAGCAAGUUUAUGGCCAUAUUUAUAAUAAUGUCAUGAGUCAAGGACAAGCUCCUCCUCCAAUGCCACCAAUGCCACACCAUCCUAUGCAAAUGCCUUUCAUUCCACCACCGCCUUCACCAUAUGGUAUUCCUAUGGUUCCAGGUAUUCCAUUACCACCACAAUUCUUCCAACAUCCACCAACACCAAAUACCCAUCAUCAUUCUGCUGCAUCAGUUACUAGUGAAGUAUCCAGUGUAUCAGAACUCGACAAUGGUCAUUUCAAUAGUAGACCAAGAGGAAAUAAUAACAGAGGUAGAGGAGGUCAAAGAGGUAGAGGAAAUGGACAUCGUGGAGGUAGAGGUGGUAACAGAGGGGGACAAAAUACAUCCACCAAGGAAGUUAAAGCAUGAGUGACUUUCUAUUAAAUAUAUACAAGUAAAAAAAAAAAUAAACACCAU